Messenger RNA from Aspergillus saccharolyticus JOP 1030-1, 468 nucleotides. RefSeq lists its product as uncharacterized. Bases 1 to 468 code for a protein of 155 amino acids. The transcript has 2 exons. Gene Ontology annotation, biological process: transmembrane transport. Gene Ontology annotation, molecular function: transmembrane transporter activity. The record is from RefSeq and is a predicted model, not a curated record. NCBI's taxonomy places the organism in Eukaryota, Fungi, Ascomycota, Eurotiomycetes, Eurotiales, Aspergillaceae.
AUGACUGAUUAUGUUCGUUAUAUCUUGGUUGGGCUUCGUAAGAUUGUCUUUCCUACAUUGACGAUCGUUCCCACAGCGCCGCAGAUCUUGCAGGAGUUUAAUCCACACAGCAAAAUUGACCAGACCUUGCUCGUCACGAUCUGGGAGCUUGGAGAAGGAAUCGGUCCAAUUUUCAUUGCGCCGCUUUCCGAGAAGUUCGGCCGGCUUCCCGUCUUCCAUAUCGGAAAUAUCCUCGCGCUCUGUUGCUUGGUCGCCAGCGCGAUGAGCGUCAAUAUGUCUAUGCUGAUCGCCUUCUGGUUCUUGACGGGUUGCUGCCUGUCCAUUCUCACUCUCGGGCCCGCCAUCGUCGGCGAUCUGUUCCAUGUGGAACAGACCGGCCGGUCCAUGGCAUUAGUAAUGGGAACUCAGAUGAUUGCACAUUUCAUUUCCCCUGUUGACGGAGCUCACAUCGCCCAGAGCCUGGGUUGA